Messenger RNA from Ziziphus jujuba (common jujube), 1130 nucleotides. RefSeq lists its product as uncharacterized. NCBI's taxonomy places the organism in Eukaryota, Viridiplantae, Streptophyta, Magnoliopsida, Rosales, Rhamnaceae. The record is from RefSeq and is a predicted model, not a curated record. The transcript has 5 exons. Bases 740 to 1075 code for a protein of 111 amino acids.
GUGGGUGAGCAGCAUUUAUUAUUGGGCCUGCUUUGGGCCCACGAAAUAAGAAUUCGGAACCCAGGCUUUUAUUUUGCCUACAAUAUUAAAUAAUGGGGAAUUUGGUCCAAUGCCUGUAGGAUGAGUUUUACGAUUUUUAUCUUUUUAUCUUUUUAUUUGUUAUUUUUUUUUCUAUCUUUUUAAUUUUUAAUAAUCCCAAAAUAGUUUUAUAUCCAAAUUAACAUAUUUUGAUUUUUUUUUUAUUUUAUGUUAUUUUUUUUUUUUUUCAUCCGACUGUAUUCUUCUCAUUCAUCACCCUUAUCUAAAGCUGGCUUAUCUCUUCUCAUUCAACCAUCAAACUUUCUUCACUUAGUUGCCCUUUUGCCAAACAGUUCCGUCUCUCCGGUCACCAAAAUUCCAUACAAAGAAAUUGAUGGGUUGGAAUUCGAAAUUAGGGUAUUGUGAAGAAGGAGGAUGUGGAUUUGUAUACGAAGCUCAAGGGUAGUACUGCAUGGUGGAAGCAGAUGCCUAAGCUUGCUGUUUCACUUGGCUUCUCUGAUAAAAUGCCUGGUAGUGUUCGAUGUGCGAUUUGAUGGUCUGAUAAUGGAAAUCGGCAAGGAUUUGGGAAUGGAGGACGGGGAUUUUGUGGUGGAGACUUGCAUUAUACAUACUCUACCCCCAGCAUUGACGCUUGACAAGAGAUUAGAGAGUAUCAAAGAUGCUGUGGGGAAGUUGAAGCUAAAUCCUUCUUCUACCUCCAAUGGGUUCUUUCGGCUUCAGUGCUGCCAAUAGCAUCUCUGUUUCCAUUCCUUUAUUUAUUUGGGCAUCCUUUACCAAAUCAGUCUAUGAGAUUGGAUUUUGGUUCUAUACAAUUCAUAGAGAGCAAGGGAUAUUACUGGGUAUCAAAUCGGUCUCCGUUUUAGUGGAGGUGCCUCAUAUGAUUUUAAUGCUGUCACUAAAGUUUGGCAUUAUACCAAUUGUGGUGCCAGUUGGUGUUCGAGAUUUUGACAUGGAUGGGGAACAUUGGGUCAAUUCGGGAUUGAUACCAACAGAGGCUUUUGUAGGAGUUGUAAUAUUUUCUAGUUUUUAUUCAUAAAACACUUGUACAAUUUCCUCUUGCUAAUUCAGAUUUUGUUUUUAGUUUUUAUACA